Messenger RNA from Sordaria macrospora k-hell, 2463 nucleotides. RefSeq lists its product as uncharacterized. The record is from RefSeq and is a predicted model, not a curated record. Gene Ontology annotation, cellular component: cytoplasm. Gene Ontology annotation, molecular function: ATP binding; ATP hydrolysis activity. Lineage: Eukaryota; Fungi; Ascomycota; Sordariomycetes; Sordariales; Sordariaceae.
AUGGGGACGAAAUCUCUCGAGUUCAAGGUGCGCAAGUUGCAGGCCAACAGCACCACCGAAAAGGACCUUGCCAAGAAACAACCAUCACGAGUCUACGUCAACGAGGAAGCUCUGCUCGAGCUGACGGGUUCCAAAGACGGAGGACGGGCCAUCACCAUUGAGAAGAUCGACAAGCAGAACUCUUCUUCUGACGACCAAGCCCUGCGACGAGAGGCGACGCUAUGGAAAUCACCAGAGAGGAUAGACAAGGCCAGCAUCCAGCUGUAUGAUGCCUUCAGAGAAGUCUGCGGCUACCAGACCGGAGUGCAGGUCAAGGUCACGGUCCAGGAAGGGAAGCUUCCCGAAGCCGAAGAGGUCGUCCUUGAACAGAUACCUCCCGAGAAGGCUGGAAAGGAUGCAGCAGAGAGUGCCGGACCUAUUGACCUGUCCGAAAUACCCGGCUGGGAGUUCUUCCUUGCCGGAAGGCUUUCUAUGAUCGAGCACGUCCACGCCGGUUUGACGUUCAAGAACCUCUACGCUAGGGGUCCGCAGAGGUCGUUUGCGGUGGCUUCGGUGAACGGGCGACCAACCGGCAACGCGCGCUAUUUGGAUGGCAAGACGAAAGUCAGGAUAGGGGCGCCUUCGCCCGCUGGCCAGGUGGACGGCGUGCCCCAGGGAAAGCUGGAGGUGACGAGUGUUCGUGGACUGGACACUCAGAUUGAGAAACUCAACGACCUGCUGUCUCAGUUCACCGAGCCUUGGGUUUUCAAGGGCAAGCCUAGAUACCGCGGUAUCGUCAUCCACGGUGGUCACGGCACGGGAAAGAGCAUGCUCCUAAACACCAUUGCGGCCACGAUUUGGGGCACAGUCUACCGCAUCCAGCCCAAGGACAAGCUGGCCGAUAUCCAGGACAUGUUCCAGAAAGCCAGGCUUGAACAGCCCAGUAUCGUCUUGAUCGACCAACUGGAGAGGCUCAUCGACAAGGAGAGGAACAACCGCACAUCCGUGAUCCAAGCUCUCUGUGAGGCACUGGAUACCUUGGGCGCCGAUGCCCAGGAAACCGGCGAAAUUCCCAAGGUAGCCGUCAUCGUCACUUGCUUGGAUUACACAACCGACGUGCCCGAGGAUCUCAAAGAUCCCGGUAGACUCACGGGUGAGAUCUACCUACCGCUGCCCGACGUCGACGGCCGCAAGGAGAUUCUCGCCUCUUUCAACCUGCGGGUAGCGCCCGAGGAGGAAGAAUCUCUUCUCCGCAGUCUCAGCGAACGCACACAUGCCUACAACGGCAAGGACCUCCGUCGUCUCGUAGACGAAGCCGAGUUCAUAGCAAGGACACGGAUCAACAGGACCAAGAGGGAAACAACCAUAACACCACCACCAACCGACGACUCGGUUAACCAUGAUGAUCAAUCAGCGGCAACAGAUGAUGUGGCAUCUCUCAUGAACUCCCUACAACUCUCCGACGCCUCCACCUCCAUCACCACCCCCAUUCCCACCCCAACCACAGAAUACUUCCUUCCAGCAGACUACGAAGAAGCCCUCCGCCUCGUCCGCCCCUCGGCAAUGCACGACGUCAACCUCAAGCCCCCUCCAAUCCACUGGUCCGACAUCGGCGGGCAAGCCUCCGUCAAGACCUCCCUGCGCCGCGCCGUGCGCAUGUCGACGGAACCCUCGCACGUGUUAUCCCGCUUCUUCGCCCGCCCACCCAAGGGAUUCCUGCUGUACGGUCCACCGGGUUGCUCCAAGACCAUGGCUGCGCAAGCGAUGGCCACCGAGUCUGGCCUGAACUUUUUUGCGGUAAAGGGCGCGGAGCUGCUAAAUAUGUAUGUCGGCGAGAGCGAAAGGGCGGUGCGAAGACUGUUUCAGCGGGCGAGGGAGGUGGCGCCUAGUAUGAUUUUCUUUGAUGAGAUUGAUAGUAUUGCGGGACAGAGGGCUGGGUUUGGACAUGGUGGAGGGUCUUCGACUUCUGGCGGUAGUUCAAGUGGUCUGAAUGUUCUGACGACCCUGCUGAACGAAAUGGACGGUUUCGAGGCAUUAACCGGCGUGGUAGUCCUUGCCGCGACCAACAGGCCGCAGGCGCUGGAUCCGGCUUUGUUGCGCCCGGGACGCUUUGACGAGCUGAUCUACGUUAGUCCGCCGGAUGAGGAGGCGAGGGCGGCCAUUUUCAGGAAGGAGGCGGAGAAGAGACAGAUGUUGAUUGGCGAGGAGGAGAUUGCGCGGUUGGCGACUAUCACGGAUGGGUUCUCGGGCGCGGAGAUUAAGGGUAUUUGCGCGGUGGCGGGUACAAGGGCAUAUGAUCGCUAUCUUAAGCUGGAUGAUUGGGUUGAUGAUGAAGGAGAGGAGGAGGAUAAGGAUAAGGAUACGCCACCGGUGGGCAUCACGAUGGAGGAUCUGGAGAUGGCGGCCAAGGGAAUGAUGAGGCAGAUUACGUCGGAGAUGAUUAGGGGUUUUGAGCAGUGGGAGAAGCAGUUUAGGAGGUAUUAG